Molecule: messenger RNA, 3488 nt
Organism: Nezara viridula (southern green stink bug)
Lineage: Eukaryota; Metazoa; Arthropoda; Insecta; Hemiptera; Pentatomidae
Source: the annotation of a GenBank genome assembly
UUCUUAACUUUAUAACUUCAACUUCUGGAAUACUAGGUUCACCAUUUUGUUGUCGGGUAUUUUGUAGUUGGAUGUUGGCUGUUUAGAUAGUUUUAUUUAUGUUUGUACACUACAAUAAUGUUCAGAUAUUUUAUUGUUACUCUAUACUAUUUCAGUUAAAAUUGUGUGUGUUUCUUGUCAGGAGGUGAUAGUUGGUUUCAUAGUACAAAUAUUAACAGUUCAGUUUACCUUAAGGAGAUGUCUACAGAUCCUUCUUUGGUUCCACCUGGAACCUUACCUACUACAUUCAUUCCAACCACAUCAGCAGGGAAUGUCGGUUAUAUGGUCAUGUCUUAUCCUGGGAGACCACCUAUGGUACCAGGAAUACCUAUGCCCCCUGGAAUGGGAAUGCCAUAUAUGCAAAUAGGAGCUCCACCUCCUCUCAUGCCAGGAGUGCCUAUGCCAAUGGGUCCGAUGAUGGGUGGCCCUCCUCUUGCACCUAUGGUACCCAGGCCUUACAGGCCGACUCCAGUUACAACAUCUGCCCCUCCUAGACCAAAAGCAGCACCUCCUGUGCGCUAUCUUCCUCCUCAGCCUGAUGGCCCGUCAGUAACUGUUUUUGUUGGCAAUAUUACUGAGCGUGCUCCAGAUCAAAUGAUACGUUUUAUACUUUCUGCUUGUGGUCAUGUCACUUCUUGGAAGCGUGUUCAAGCAUUCGGUUUCUGCGAGUUUGGAAAUCCUGAUGCUGGGUUACGUGCUAUCAGGCUGCUACAUGACUAUGAAAUAGCUGGGAAAAAGCUUGUUGUCAAGGUUGACGCAAAGACCAAAACAGUUCUUGAGGAAUAUAAGAAUGAAAAAAGGAAAAAAGCUGGUAGUAGUUCACCUUUACAGGAUGAAUCAGUAGAUGAGGAUGAUUAUAUGGAUGAUGAUAUGAAAGCCACUGACAAAGCAGCUCUUGAUAGAAUAGCUAUGAUCUUAUCAGAUUAUGAAAAUGAUAUCAAGAACUAUGUCCCUCCUCAAAAUGAGGAAGUCAAACCAGCUCCUGAAAUAAAAUUACCUGUUCCUACACCUCCUGUGAAACAUGAUGGAGCUAUGUCAGUCGAUUUGACAGAUGCAAAUAUUGAGGAUGAUAGAAGAGACCUUAUAACACGAGAAAUUGGAAAAUUUAGAGAAAUAAUGAAGAAACAGGAGGAAGAGAAAGAGGUGGAACGUAAAAAGCGGGAGGAAAAAGAAAGGGAAAGGCGCAGUGAUAGGUCCCCAGCUAGCAGCAUCAGUCGCAACCGUUCACCUAUUCAUGAUAGAUCUCCAGCUUCUCCUGCUGAAACAGUUCGACAUCGAAGUCAUAAGUCAAGCAGACAUAGGACCAAAUCAAGAUCUAGGGAGCGGGACCGUGAAAGAGAACGAGACAAGGAAAGAGAACGAGAUAGGGAUUCUGAGCGUCCUAGAGAAAGAGAACGGGAAAGAGACCGAGACAGAGACAAAGAACGGGAUAGCAAAUCUGAGAGAGAUCUUCUUAGAGAAAAGGAGGAGGAGGAGGAAGCUAAAGAACGCAAAAAGCAAGAAAGAAAGGCACGAGAAAAGGAAGCUGCUUAUCAGGAACGAUUAAGAGCAUGGGAGAGUCGAGAGAGGCAUAAAGUCAAAGAAGCCCUCAAGGAAAAAGAAAAAAAGAGGUUAAAAGAAGAAGAGAGAGAAAAGGAAGCUAAAAGACUGAAGGAGUUUUUAGAAGAUUACGAUGAUGAAAGAGAUGAUAUUAAGUAUUAUAAGGGAAGAGAACUGGCCAGGAGAUUAGAAGAACGUGAAAAAGAGAUGGAGAUAGAUGCUAAAGACCGACAAAAAGAAAAGGAAGAGUUAGCUGAAUUGAAAGCCAAAAUAUUUGCAGGAAAUUCAGAUGAUCCUAAUGCAGAAUUUGCUAAGGCAAUGAAAGCGCGGGAAGAAAUGUAUAAACCAAAAAUAAUUGUUAACAUGACAGAAGAGAGGAAGGUUCAAUCUGUUGAAAAGGAAAAAGAGAGGGAACGAAUAGAAGAAGAAGAAGUACAAAAACGACGCAAUAGUCCAGAAGAUGAUGACGAUAGAUCUGGAGGAGCAAGCCCUGCAAAUCCUUCACCAAUUAGUAAUGGCUCAAGUCCUGGUAUACCUCCUGAAACCAUCAAGCCAGUUCCUCAUCCUAAAGGGCACUCUUCACCUUCUGAUCGCAAGAAAAAGAAAUUAGAUGUCAAAGAAGUAUUCAAUAACGAUGAAGAUGAAGAAACUAUAUCUACAAACAAGAAAAGGAAACUCGUACCUUUAGACUAUAGUGAAGAAAAGAAAAAAGGAAAUGGUAAAGAAAUUAGCGGAAAAGAAAAAGAACCAAUUCAAGAGAUGGUUCCAAUACAACAAAACAAUAACAAAGAGGACAAAAAAGAAGAGCAUGCCAAGAGCCAAGAAGAAAAACGAAAACACAUUAAAUCUCUCAUUGAUCGAAUUCCUACUGAUAAGGCAGCUUUGUUUUCUUAUAUUCUUGAUUGGGCUGCUGUUGAUAAUCAACUAAUGGAACGUAGAAUCAGGCCGUGGAUUAAUAAGAAAAUAAUUGAAUAUAUUGGUGAACCUGAGCCAACUCUGGUCGAUUUUAUUUGUUCUAAGGUUUUAGCUGGAAGUGCACCGCAAGGAAUCCUGGAUGAUGUCCAAAUGGUGCUUGACGAAGAAGCUGAAGUUUUUGUUGUGAAAAUGUGGCGCCUGCUUAUCUAUGAAAUAGAAGCAAAAAAAUUAGGUUUAGUGAAGUGACUAUAUUGCAAUGAACUAAGAAGGGAGGAGUUGAAAAAUACGUUUUGUAAUUCUUAUAAUUUAGAAAAUGUACAAUAUUAUGAGUAACAAUUUACCACUCAAGUUAAUUAUAGUGCAGUGCUAAGUGGUAAUAGUGAAUCAGUGUUUUAACUGAAUUGAAUAUAUUAAAUUAUAUUAGCAUUUGUAAUAUAUUGGAUCAAACAAGAACUUUCGUUCUGUUCGGUAAGACAGUGUACAUAUUAGGUAUAUUAAUUUUAUUACUUAACAGAAUUGAAAGUUUUACAUGUGUAAUUAGACCAUAUGUAAGAUCACACUGUUUUAAUUUAUUGUUUACAGUUAUUUUAUUUUAUGAUUUUUGAUCAUUUGAAUGAAAAAUGCAUUACAGCUGUAAACACACCACCCAAAUACAUACUCACACAUGUUUCUAUGAUGUAUGUGAUUUAAUAAGAUUACUUUUAAAACAUUGUAAUGUUAAUAAAUACAAAUAUUAGUUGACAAUAGUUCCUUUAUAAUUUAUUAAAGUAUUCCUGUAAAAUAUUCAUUAUUUUUCUUUAUGUUUCGCUUACAAUUUAUUUUAGUAUUCAUAAUAAAUCCUUGCAAUGUUAUGGUUACAUUAUUAUUUUUAUUGCUGUUUUGUUUAUUUUAUUUUGUUAUUAUUUAUUAUUUCUUUUUUUUUUUUUUUUUUUGUACUCAUUAAACACACAUAAAUGUUUUUGUUUUUUUUAUAUACCCUCUAGAAAUUUUACCAU